AUGGUAGAGGAGGAAAAAGCUACAUUCUAGAUUGUAGAACAACAAGAAGACCCUGAAAAUCCUAUUUUUAGAAGAUGGAAUUAAGUUAAUUUCUGCAAAAGACUGAGAGCAAUGAGAGCUCACAACUUAAAAAAUGAUCCGAAAUUUCAAUAUACAGUUAAACAAGAAUCACUACAAAGAAUCUAAAAUGGAUUCUAGUUUACUCUAAUUAGUAGCGUUGAUUAGAACAGUGAAUAUUAAUUCACAUUAAAAUCAACGAGCCAUGGAAUUCUUAGCUUUGAAAUAUAAGAUAUGAAUGAAUAAGUACCAAGGUUCAAGGUUAGUGAACAUGGACCAAUUAACAAUGGAAAGGAUAAAGUAGUAAGAGUCAAUUUUGAAGAGGCUCGCUUGCUUAACUUCUAAUUAAAUGAUAAUUCUCAUAAUCAAGAGUUGAUAGUAUCAUUUGAAACAAACUUAAACAUUCCUAACGGAGACUUGGUAUCGGAGGUGAAUGAAUCUAUGCACUUUGAAAAGCAUCAUUUUUACAUUAAGACUGAUAAAUUUAAUCUUUAGUAUAGACUAAAUGGAAAGCUAAUGCUAAGGAUUAAUGAACUUAAUCUUUUAAGUAUCGAUAGACAAAGAGAGUCUAAUUCCCCUCUUUUAACUGACUCUACUUAAUUUUGCGAUGAGGAUGAAAAUCUAUUUAUGGAACAAGAAUGGAAAGGCAUCAGAGAGGAAAUUCCAUCAGGACCCUAGGCUAUCAGCUUGGAUUUUAGUUUUGACUAUUUCGACAAAUUAUUUGGGAUUCCAGAAAGAAUCAAUACCUUUUAAAUAAAAUCUACAGUAUUACAUAAAAAAGAUAACGAAAGUGAGCAUGAACCUUAUCGCUUAUAUACUAGUGACCAUUUUAAUGACAAAUACCCCAAUCACUCCACAUAUGGAGCUAUUCCUAUCAUAUAAGGUAUCAAAGAGGGAACUUAGUAAAUGAUCGGACUGUUUUGGUGCAAUGCUUCUGAUACAUUUAUAGAUAUCAUUGAGACAUAGGACAGAAAAUAUCAUCAUUGGAUGAGUGAAGGUGGUCAUCUUUAGUUUUAUGUCUUUGCAGGAACUCAGCAAGCAGUAGUAUUUUACAAGCAAGCUAUACUUACUGGAUUCGCUCCUUUACCUCCAAUCUAUGCUCUUGGAUAUCACUAAUGUAGAUGGAAUUAUUUGACUCAACAAGAAACAGAGGAGGUAUCUGAUAAAUUUUUAGAAUACAAAAUACCUUGUGACUCAAUUUGGCUAGACAUAGAAUAUACUAAUGAAAAGAGAUUCUAUACUUGGGAUGAGCAAAAGUUUCCUGAACCCAGGAAAAUGCUUGAUAAACUGAUAGGAGAUGGAAGAAAAUUAGUAACCAUAAUUGAUCCUCAUACUAAGAUAGAUGAUGAGUACUUCAUUUAUUAAGAUAUGCAGAAAUUAGAUUUAGCUGUCAAAAAUAAAAAUGGGGAUGAUUACGAAAGUGAAUGCUGGCCUAAAUAAGCAGUAUGGUUUGAUUACUUGAAUCCUAAGACAAUUGAUUAUACAAUAGAACUCUAUACAAAAUCACCAUCUUAGAUAUAAAAUUAAUAAAAUUACAUAUGGACAGAUAAAAAUGUAUUGAUUUGGAAUGAUAUGAAUGAACCAGCAUGCUUUAAUAAUAAUGAAGGGACUAUGUCAAAAUCAAACACUCAGUAAUUGCCUAAUGGGGAGAGAGUAGAACAUAGAUUAGUUCACAACAUUUAUGGUUUCUCAAAUACCAAUGCCACAAUGCAAGGUAUGCUAGCUAGAACCAAUGGAUAGGAGAGAGUUUUUCUAUUAUCUCGAUCAUACUUCGCUGGAUCAUAGUAGCAUUAUGCAGCUGUCUGGACUGCUGAUUGCAGAUGUGAUUGGGACCAUUUUAACAUAACUGUCAAAUAAUUGCUACAAACAUCAAUUUGCGGAAUACCAUUUGUUGGCAGUGAUAUUCCAGGUUUUUAUGGCAAUCCGUAGGAUGAAGAAAUUGUUGUAAGAUGGUAUUAAAUGGGAGCAAUGAUGCCACUAUUCAGAGCACAUGCUCAUAGAAAAACUAGCAGAAGGGAACCAUGGGUAUUUACUCCUGAAACAAGAGAGAGAAUAAAGGAUUCUAUCAUACUGAGAUAUCAAUUCAUUCAAUAUAUGUAAAUGAUCAUUUAUAAUUUCAUUUUAGUUCUUAAUAAUUUUACCUACAUAACACAAGAGGAGAACCCAUUUUAAGACCAAUGUGGUAUAGAUACCCUAAUGAAAGAGAGGUAACGAAGGUAGAGAAUCAAUUUAUGUUGGGUAACGACAUAAUUGUAAGACCAGUAUUGGAAAAAGGAGCAACAGGGUAUGUUUAAGAUUUUCAUUUAUUAGGAUUCAAACAUGGUUACCAAGAGGGGAAGUUUGGUAUCAUAUAUUUACAUCAAAGAAAUAUGA
Stylonychia lemnae is the source of this 2430-nucleotide messenger RNA. NCBI's taxonomy places the organism in Eukaryota, Ciliophora, Spirotrichea, Sporadotrichida, Oxytrichidae. The record is from the annotation of a GenBank genome assembly.